GCCACCGUACAAAUAUCCCUAAACUCCGUCGCCAUAGUAGCGGGCUCGGUUGAACUGAACUUAAUCCGUGAGAUUCUGCAGCCGGUGAAAGAGGAGACCUGAGAAUGACAGAGACCGAUACUCCAAAACCGGCGAAGAAGCCCCGUUUUACCUCUCUGGAAAUCGGCCUGAUUACUAUCGUCUCUUUGUUCCUCAUUAUCAUUGUUAUCCUCAUCAUCGUGUUUGCCAUCCAGUCAAGUAAAAUCUGCACCACAGCCGACUGCACGCAGUCAGCGUCUCGCCUCAUUGGGAACAUGGAUGCUACCGUGGAUCCUUGUGACAACUUCUAUCAAUAUGCCUGUGGAGGAUGGCUGAAAAAGAGCAUCAUCCCAGAGGCCCAAUCCAAACAUGGCUUGCAAAACAUCUUGAAAGACAACAUGGAGGUCAUCCUCAAAGGUGUCCUUGAAAAGAAUGUGGAGAGGGAGACUGCUGCUGUCACCAAGGCAAAGACACUUUACAAGUCCUGCGUAAACAACAGCUUAAUAGAGCUGAAAGGAGGAGCUCCUUUGCUCGACAUGCUGCCAGACAUCUUUGAGUGGCCCAUGGCUGUGGACAACUGGGAUAAUGUCUAUGGGAAAACCUGGAGGUUAGAGGAUGUCAUUGCCAGGUUAAAUUGGAAAUAUGGAACUGAAGUCCUGAUUAGCUUUUUCAUUCGUGCUGAUGACAGAGACUCCGCUAAACACAUCAUUUAUUUUGACCAACAAAUGUCCUUUGGCCUCUUGUCCAUAGACUACUACAGCUGCAAGGGUCGCUUUGCAGAGGCAUGUCGAGCUUAUGAGCAGUUCAUGUUUGAUCUGGCAAAGCUGAUCCGCACUGACCGGGGACUGAAAAUCAACGAAGCAGACAUAAGAGCAGAGGUGACACGAGUUGUGAAUUUGGAGAAAGACAUCGCCAGUGCCACUGACUUGCAGCGGAGGGAUCCAGCGUUGCUUUACAACAAGAUGCAAUUGAGUACAAUGAAUAGAAUAUUCGCUUUUGAAGUUGACUUUCAGAAAUUCAACUGGACUUACUACACUACUAAGAUAAUGGACACCGUGAACACGAAGGUUAAUGAUUCGGAGAAAAUCAUCAACUACUCCCCCAGCUAUUAUGGAAAACUCAAAAAUGUAUUAGCCAAAUACACCAAGAGGGAUGUGCAAAACUACGUGGUUUGGCGGUUUGUUAUGCAAAUGGUAGGGGAGCUGAGUCAAGCUUACAGAAACACCAGGAAUGUUUUCCUCAAGGUUCUGACCGGUAAAGCAUCAGAGGAUGCCUUGUGGCGAUGGUGUGCACUGUAUGUCAACGGCAACCUGGGCAAAGCCGUGGGACGGCUCUAUGUGCAGGAGGCUUUCUCUGACAACAGCAAAGAGCUGAUGGAGGAGAUGAUUAAAGAUAUUCAGGAAGUUUUCAUUAGUAACCUUGAUAACCUCUCCUGGAUGGAUGAAGAGACCAAAAAUGCAGCUAAAGAGAAGGCCCGAGCUAUCCGUGCACGCAUUGGUUAUUCUGAAGACAUCAUGAAUGACGAAUAUCUAGACAAUGCGUACAAAGAUCUGAGCUACAGUGGAGAGGAGUACUUUCAAAACGUCCUGCAGAACCUGGAGUAUAGGACCAAGAAACAACUGCAGAAAUUGCGAAGAAAAGUCAACAAGAAUGAUUGGUUUUUUGGAGCUGCUGUUAUCAACGCCUUCUACUCAGCUAGCUUAAACGAAAUAGUGUUUCCUGCUGGCAUCCUUCAACCCCCUUUCUUUAACAAAGGCCAGCCUAAAUCGCUCAACUACGGUGGAAUUGGCAUGGUAAUCGGUCAUGAGAUUACACAUGGCUUUGAUGACAAUGGUCGCAGUUACGACAAGGACGGCAAUCUGAUGAACUGGUGGACUCCUGAAUCUACAAAAAAUUUCCUGGAACUCUCAAGGUGCAUCGCUAGCCAGUACAGCAAAUUUUCCUGGGACCUGGCUAAUGGUUUACAUUUGAAUGGCAACAACACCCUCGAGGAAAACAUAGCUGACAAUGGGGGGAUUCGACAGGCAUACCAGGCAUACAAGAAAUUUGUGAAGAGGAAUGGAGAGGAGCCACUGCUGCCUGGGAUUGACCUUUCACAUGAUCAGCUCUUCUUUCUUAACUUUGCACAGAUUUGGUGUGGAUCGUAUCGACCACAGCAAGCCGUUAUUUCCGUUAAAAUUGAUAUACACAGUCCAGUGAUGUUCAGAGUACUCGGCUCCCUUCAGAAUUUUCCAGAGUUUGCCAAAGCAUUCAACUGCAAAAAACACAGCAACAUGGUCUCUGACAAUGUUUGUCGUGUUUGGUGACCUAAAGACCAAACACGGUCUUUAGGUCCGUGUUUCCUGCCGGUACGAUACCUCUCCCCUCUAACUGCUGGAGCUCUCGUGGAGAUUUACAGGGAUAUGGAAGCUUCUCUUUGUUCUUUACUAAAUGGACCACGGCUGGUGAACAGGCAGUGCAACAUGCACUUUAUCCAAGAUGGAUUAUUGUCCCAAAAGGAAUAACCCUCAUUGGUUGUCUGCUGUCAAAGUUUGUCUCUCAAACUGCAACACUGCUGUUCAAUAAAUCAACUCUUUCAAUCUCCUGCUCACUGGAUACAAUCACUCCUUCUGUUUUUUUUUAAAGUUUUAUUCUGUUUUUUGCUUUCACAUUUGCUUAUCCUUUGAGCCUGCCAG
Molecule: messenger RNA, 2693 nt
Organism: Xiphophorus couchianus (Monterrey platyfish)
Lineage: Eukaryota; Metazoa; Chordata; Actinopteri; Cyprinodontiformes; Poeciliidae
Product: neprilysin-like
Exons: 23
Coding region: 105-2324 (739 amino acids)
Biological process (GO): amyloid-beta clearance; protein processing
Cellular component (GO): plasma membrane
Molecular function (GO): metalloendopeptidase activity
Source: RefSeq, a predicted model, not a curated record